Penaeus indicus is the source of this 459-nucleotide messenger RNA. RefSeq lists its product as uncharacterized. The coding region runs from base 1 to 459 and encodes 152 amino acids. The record is from RefSeq and is a predicted model, not a curated record. Lineage: Eukaryota; Metazoa; Arthropoda; Malacostraca; Decapoda; Penaeidae. The transcript has 3 exons.
AUGGACGAUGUUGGCGAGCGAAGCCAGUCAGAGCAGCUGCGCACUCCCAUAUUCCGGCUGAUCAACUCGAGUCUCUCCUUCGACACGUCCUCCUCCGCCUCCUCGGCCUCCAACUCCGGCUCCCCCUCGGCGCCCUCCCUCGCCCUCACCCGGAAGGAGGACGGCCACUGGUCGCUCAACCCGUUCUUCGACUGCGGCGCCUCCAGGAGCUGGGUCGUCGCCUACUCCCUGCCCUUCUACGGACGCCACGGCACCGGGUUCAAGGCCAGGCUAAAGGGCGUGGUCCUGGUUACCUUCCCUCUCACACUCGUCGACCUCAACCAGUGUGAGGAGAAGGAGAUGUCCCUCAUACACCACAUCUUCGGCGGGACUCAUAAGUGUGACGUGGCUACAACACAGGUUUGUUAUCUUGCCGUUGUUGUUGUUGUUGUUGUUGUUGUUGUAUUGGUACAUUUAUGA